UCUAAAUGACCUGGGCAGUGUUCUCGAAUCUCUGUCUGARUGAUAGUGAAAUCUAUUWAUCAUGGCACGACGAAUGAAAGACAAUAUGUUAAUGCAGAUGCUGUUCGCGUUCAUUAUCUUCUUGCGAUUAAGCAUAGUGGGUGGAUUAUCCAAUGCUUCCACAAAUUUUUCCCAGRUGACACCAGGACAGCAAUCAGCUCUCUGUGCCAAAAAAACACARAUAAUUGUGGUCGGAGGAGGACCUGUCGGCUUGUCAGCUGCCCUUCUGCUCGCCAACCAAGGGUACGAUGUUACUGUCCUCGAAGCCACCGAAACCACAAAAAUCAAGAYCUUCAACCCGGCGCUUGCCUACUUGUACAAUAUCAACGCGAGGGGGCAAAUCUUUACMAAAAAAAUCCCCAGCGCCCAUAAAAAGCUUGUCGAAAGGAGUGUAYCAUCCACCGAUACUGGGUUUCUCUUGGCGCCAGCUGAUUUGGAGAAAGAGAUUAAGUAUCCCUUAGUACCUUCGUUUGGAGACGWUUCGUAUUGGAUUCCAAGACAUGAAAUGGUUGUACUAUURUGGGAGGCUGUCGAUGAACACAAUAAAGAGUAUGCGUCAGGAAAUAAUCACAAUCGUGUUGGAAAAAUAAGUUACGAGCACGGAGUGCAAUGUCUUAAUGUCCAUCCAUGUGCUGAACACGAGAACAGCGUGUCUGUUGUUACGAAAAAUAAGGGUGACGGGAAAGAAAAAACUCUUAGGGCAGAACUAGUUAUCGGAGCGGAUGGUAUCGACUCGAAAGUCAGGGAAUGUCUCAAACAACGAUCGGGUCUCUUUCAGUCAUGGAAUUAUAACAAGAACAAGUUCAAGAUGAGAAAAUGGAUCUCUCCUGCAACAGGCUUGAAGUUAAAGGUUGGUUUAUUUCAUUGAUCUCGCGGCACCGUUUGUCAAACUUGAUACUCUUUUCCUUAAACGGUUGAUCGUACUUGUGUUGUUGAUUCAUUUUAAGGCACUUCAACUUCCAGCAGACAGGUAUUUGGUGAAAGAUGCCAGCGGAAAUAAAGUUGCUACGAAAAAGAACGACUUUGUUUCAGUGAGGGGCAAAAGAGUCGGACCACUAGACACUUUAUCUCUGUCGUGUCUACCUGUGAGUGAAUCCACCAAGAUUCGUCCAGGAAACUGYAUAACUAGACCCAACCACGUAUUAUGGACAAUGAAGAAUGGGAAAGAGGUGAAGGCCUGGUUYAAAGAUAAUUAUCCUAGAUUAGAUCUAGAUGAUAUAAUUUCAGAUGAUGAGUGGCAACGUUUUGCAGAAGCCGAUGGGUUGACUUUUCCACCAUGUCAAUAUAGUCCAGGUCUAAUGGCAUCGUCUCGCGAUAAUAGGUGCGGGAUUGUUUUGCUGGGGGAUGCAGCCCAUUCGUUCAGUCCCGACAUUGGACAAGGAAUCAAUGCUGGUCUCAUGGAUGCAGUAAAACUCAGUGAGUGUCUCGCAAACACCUCCCCCGACAAAAAGUCUGCAACUUUAGCCGAAAACAAUCUGGGCGCCGCCCUCAAACAAUAUGAACGCAUCCAGGCUCCAGAGGUAAGUGGCCCUACCCGGUUUUCCGACUUCAAACAAUUCAAUUGGAUUUUGAAUUCUAACCUACGGUCUAUUUUCAAAUCUUUUAGACGCGGGCACUGGUUCGCCUUGCCAGGUUUGGUAGCCCCUAUCAAUACAAUCAGCCUCUUUUAAAGGAUCGAAUAGGGAAGAAACUUUGGACAGCAAAUGUACUAAUGCGUGUUCUUUUUAACAAGCUCACGUUCGGAAUCUUUCCAAAACCUGUGGUGAUGAAUGUUAGCUCAAAAGACUUGACUUACAGACAGAUUGCUCGCCAAGCUGAUUUUGCUACAUUUGGACUGGUGUUUGCCUUGAUGUUUUCUGUGCUGAAGUUUGUGAUGCGACUUCCAUUCAUUAGAGUACAGUUAGUUCCACAAGUUCUGACAUUCAUGCCAUGAAACCUGGUUUAAUGAAUUCACCGAAGGAUCACCAUUUCCUGCCAAAAACAAAAUAAAACACGUUACUAUUAUCAAAGUGACUGAAAUAUGAUGUUCAACUGCUUUGCUCUGGUAGCUCAUUAGAACCAAAAGUCAUUAUCGUCUUUGUCUCUGGCUUUUCUGUCUUGUUGUUGAUUCCAACCUUUCUUCAGAGCUUCAUGUGAAACUCAAAUCUCAAUACCAAAACCAAAUCCUAUAGGGCMACUUAUCCAAGUACAAACACCCUGCUGUUGUGUCAUAUGUGCGACAAUAGUUUGUUGUUCAAAGGCUCGUGGGUGAUUGCAUGUGGUAUAGUCAAGUGAGGGGAGAGCACACCUAAAAAAUCACCAURGUGAUGGUAAUUUUUAUUGGAAUUGCGUCAUAACCUGUGGGAGUGACUAUCCAAUAGUGAUGUAAAUYGAGUGCUAGAAGAAAAGUGAGUUGAUGCUCUUAUUGAGAAUCAAGGAACUAUGAAAUCUAAGGUUGAUCAGAAUGAAGAUCGAGUGAUGUGUGUGAAUCAAAUGAGUCAAGUCAAUUGUGUGGAUCCAUAGGAUCAAAUGAGGAAUCAUGAAUGUAGAGUGUGUAUGGAUCAUAGRUAUUGGCCAUAUGUACGUAUCAUAGAUAUGGAUCAUACGCACAACAUGAUAUCCUCUGGAUAGGACCCUCCUCCCCUGAUCUGUGAUGUGUGAAACAAGUAGAUCAUAGAAGAAAAGAUGAGGAAGGAGGAUAUCAUUUGGGUGGAGCAGGAGCAAACAAGUGCCCAAAGAGUCAGCGUACGUGGUGAUUGUGAAGGACCCAGCCAAGAGGUUUUGUCCGUGCAUCUGCAGGAUUUAUCACGCCAUUGAUGAACUGCAUCUUGAUGUAUAGAUCUCCUUUCCAAUCUUGUAUUACAAAAGUAUGGUAUGUCAAAGUGUCGUGCUGAUUGUUCCAUAGGAACUCCUGAGUUUAAAAUUGUUGUUUUCAUACAACAUUGUUGGUUGUUGUUGAGGAAAUCUGAGGUCAGCAAGAAUACCUGAGGUAUAAAAUAAUAUUUGCAGCAGAAACAGCAGCAUAGAAUUCUGCUUUGGUUGAGCUUUGUGCAGUUUGGGUUUGSGUUUUCRAUUUGUAUACAAUGAUAGCGUUUGUUAACAUAAUUUUUUGUUUUGGUUUUAUAUUUGCGUAUGCAACAUCAACUACACAGGUGAUGUUGGUGUGUGUAGGUAAAGAUGGAAAUGGUGGAAGAUUAUCUGGUAGUGGUAUGGGUAAAUCUUUGAAGUUACCAUCUGGUAGUUCAUUGUCUUGUAGGAUUGUAGUUUUGUGGUAUUGUAGACCCCACACUUUUGUGC
Pseudo-nitzschia multistriata is the source of this 3315-nucleotide messenger RNA. Lineage: Eukaryota; Bacillariophyta; Bacillariophyceae; Bacillariales; Bacillariaceae. The record is from the annotation of a GenBank genome assembly.